This is a messenger RNA of Acanthisitta chloris (rifleman), 992 nucleotides long. RefSeq names its product tyrosinase. Bases 93 to 992 code for a protein of 299 amino acids. Gene Ontology annotation, molecular function: tyrosinase activity. The transcript has 2 exons. Lineage: Eukaryota; Metazoa; Chordata; Aves; Passeriformes; Acanthisittidae. The record is from RefSeq and is a predicted model, not a curated record. Gene Ontology annotation, biological process: melanin biosynthetic process; pigmentation.
AAUUUCUUGCACACCCAGGACCUUGGAGGGCUCAGAGAGAGCACUCCAUGCACUGAAGCAUAACACUGGUGCUCCCCUGCUGCUCUGUCAGUAUGUUGCUGUUUUCCAUGGGUUUUCUGCUAGUUAUCCUUCAGCCAUCCACGGGGCAGUUCCCCAGAGUCUGUGCAAACACGCGGAGUUUGCAGAGCAAGGAGUGCUGUCCCCCCUGGGACGGAGACGGGUCCCCUUGUGGGGAGCUUUCUAGCAGAGGGUCCUGCCAGAACAUCCUUCUCUCUCAGGCUCCGCUGGGACCACAGUUCCCUUUUUCAGGAGUGGAUGACAGAGAGGACUGGCCCUCUGUAUUUUACAACCGGACAUGUAGAUGCGAAGGCAACUUCAUGGGAUUCAACUGUGGAGAGUGCAAGUUUGGUUUCUCAGGGCUCAACUGCACUGAAAGGCAACUGAGAACAAGAAGAAACAUCUUCCAGCUCACCACCAGUGAGAAGAACAAGUUUCUUGCCUACCUUAACUUGGCAAAGAAUAUCCCUAGCCAGGACUAUGUUAUUGCUACUGGCACAUAUACUCAGAUGAACAAUGGCUCCAACCCCAUGUUCAGAGACAUCAACGUGUAUGAUCUUUUUGUGUGGAUGCAUUAUUAUGCUUCUCGAGACACACUCUUAGGUGGGUCUAAUGUGUGGCGGGACAUUGAUUUUGCCCAUGAAGCCCCUGGUUUUCUGCCUUGGCAUCGGGCUUUUCUGCUGAUGUGGGAACGUCAGAUCCAGACAAUAACAGGUGAUGAGAACUUCACCAUCCCCUACUGGGACUGGCGAGAUGAAGAGGACUGUGAGGUCUGCACUGAUGAAUACAUGGGUGGCAGACAUCCCACCAACCCUAAUUUACUCAGCCCAGCAUCAAUUUUCUCCUCAUGGCAGAAAGAAGUGGAGCUGGUGCUGUUCUCCAUUGAACUGAACAAAGGGUUAUGUGAAAAUGGUACAAGUGUUAAAGUGGAUUAG